Messenger RNA from Sus scrofa (pig), 4105 nucleotides. RefSeq names its product ankyrin repeat and LEM domain containing 1 (gene ANKLE1). NCBI's taxonomy places the organism in Eukaryota, Metazoa, Chordata, Mammalia, Artiodactyla, Suidae. Gene Ontology annotation, biological process: double-strand break repair via homologous recombination; resolution of meiotic recombination intermediates. Gene Ontology annotation, cellular component: nucleoplasm; cytoplasm. Gene Ontology annotation, molecular function: protein binding; DNA endonuclease activity. The record is from RefSeq and is a predicted model, not a curated record.
CAGGUGCAGCCCUAAAGAGAAAAAAGAAAAAAAAAAAAAAGAAAAAGAAAAAGAAACCACAGUGCAGCCUCAGGAUUGGCUAUAUCCAGAUGUUCUGAUGUUGCCAUUUUAGAGAGGGCUGAAAUACCCUGCAUUGUUGGUAUUCAGCGUGCCCUACUUUCCUUCCAACCCAUGGAAAGGGGUGAGAUGGCUGUGACCACUCUCCAAAUCCCAACCUAGGUGAACUGAGGGCUCUCCCAGCACCCCAGUAUGACCGGCCAUGCGUAGGUUACGUAAUCUUGCAAUGGGCCAGGUAUGUGCCAGGGUUGAGGGAUACUCUGUUUGCUAGGCCUUGAUCAAACUUCUCUGGGAAGAGAGGUUUAUAGUUCCAUAAGCAAAUAGUGUGGGUGCUCCCCAGAAUAAGGAAGAUAGGAGACAGAUCCUAUCUCUCCACCCCUCAGCUCCCUUCCUAGAUAAUGAACAACUGUGAAAAAAGUUUACCAGCCAGGUUUUCCUAGUUCCAUAUAUAAAACAAAAUCAAUUUUAUCGAGAAAUGGCAUUUUCUGCCAUAAGCAUUUAUUGGCACCUGUAUGCCAGUACCUCCGUUCAACUUCCACACCAGCCUGAAAGCAAUUAUUCUCCCAUUCUUCAUAUGAGGGAACUAAAGUCCUAAGAUAGACCUAGUGCUCCCAAGUAAAGAACUUCGGACUCCGCAGGACUGAAAACCGGCGACCCAUUUCUUCUGCAGGCAGGAGCUAUUAAUUAAAGCCUUACAUACUCUCAAUAUGGAGGCACUGUGCGCUAGCGGAGGCCACCUAGGUAGACGGUUCCGGAAGACAUAACGUCCUGUGGGCAACACGGGUCCCAGAGAUCGUAGCUCCACCCUCUCCAACAGGGCGCGUACAUGUUUACAUCGUUUUGAGAGAUAAUGUCACACACGGCGACCUCCACCCUCCCAGGUCCUUAUCAGCGGCCCCAAGACCUGCCUGGGCAUCACUCGGUGUCGCGAGCUCGGGUAAGCACUAAAGCCCCCGAACUCGAUGUGGACAAUGUGGCGCCGCUCAGCCCGUCUGGGGACCCUGCACUGCGCCGGGGCGCUGGCAACCGAGCCGAGGGGCGGAGCGGCGCGUGCGCACAAGGGCGCCGCGCGAAAUUGGAACUCCACAGGCCGGGCUGUCGGCCUGGGAGACCGCCCGGGCAUGGGCGCCGCGACUGGCCUGGCGCUGCGGCUUCGCGAGGCGCUGCGGGAGGAGGAGUUGCGGACCGUGGAGGAGCUGCUGCGCCGCGGUGCGGACCCCAACCUGGUCCUCGAGGAUGGCGCGGCCGCCAUGCACCUGGCGGCCAGAGCACAGCACCCGCGGGGUCUGUGUUGCCUCGAGGCCCUGCUACGCCGAGGCGGGGACCCCAAUGCUCGAUCAGCCGAGGCGCUAACGCCGCUGCACGUGGCCGCUGCCUGGGGCUGUCGCCGUGGUCUGGAGCUGCUGCUGAGCCAGGGAGCGGACCCCACACUGCGGGACCUGGACGGACUCCAGCCUGUGGACCUGGCCAAGCAGCAGGGGCAUCAGAACUGUGUGCGCCUCCUGCGGGAGCUGGAGACCAAGAUCAGGACCCCGACCAGGACACAGGCAGACACCCAGGGGCCAGAACCUGAGCCUGGAGGCCCAGGACCUUGGGGAAAGGGACUGGAUGCCAGCACCUUUGGACCUCCCAAUGUGACACUGGACUCCACAGCACUGGGCAGAGGUGGUGGCAAGGACAUGAGCCUGCAGGCUGGCCCUCGACCCAGCAGCCUCCUUGACCACCCUGACACAGAUCGCAGUUUGGAGUCCCUAGGGCACCGGGACUGCAGCUCAGUUGCCUCCUUCAUCACCGCAGUUGAGGCCUCUGAAGCUGAGGACCCAGCCCCCAACACCUCCUCCUCAGCUGGUGUCCAACGCUCCCAGAGGGUGCCAAGAUCUUUGGGUACCCCACAGCUGGCAUAUCGAGCCCUCAUGGAGGGCAAGGAAGAAGAACUAAAUGCCCAUCUACAGGCUCUGACUCUGACCUUGCCAGAUGCCUCCCCCCCUCCCAAGUUCUUCCCAGACAGGAGCCCAGUCCCUAAUUCCCCUUUGGAACCAAUGUCUGGACUCUCCGACUUACACUUCCGAAAAGAUGACCAGUUGUCCCUCGAAAGUGAUGAUAUGGCUGCCCUAUGGCUGACAGAGGAUGAGGCAAGCUCUACAGGAGGCAAGGACUCUGUCCCCUCUUGCCGGUGCCCACCAGACCCCACCAUAUCUGACCUGGAGCUGCUGCGAGGGCUCCGGGCACUUGGUGAGAGCCCCGGCCCCAUCACAUCCUUCACCAGACCAUUCUACCUCCGGCGGCUGAAACAAGCCCAGGCUGCUCCUGGCCCAGAAUUUUCAGGGCACAGCCCAGAGCUGGCUGAAGCCCUGCGGACGGGCCGUAUCCCAGAUGCCCAGGCAGAUGAGGACGCACUUGCCCAGCAGUUUGAGCGGCCAGAUCCCACCAAAAGGUGGCGGGAGGGGGUUGCGAAGUCCAGCUUCACAUAUCUGCUGCUGGACCCCAGGGAGACUCAAGACCUGCCAGCCCGAGCCUUCUCACUCACCAUGGCUGAAUGCCUUCGGAUUUUUGUUCAUGCCAUCUUCUACGUGGGCAAAGGAACACGGGCCCGGCCAGAUGUCCACCUCUGGAAGGCCCUUAGCCACCGAGGGCAGCCAGGAAAACAGGCCUGCCCUAAAGUGCGCCGCAUCUUGGACAUUUGGGCCAGUGGUCGUGGCAUUGUCUCCCUGCAGUGCUUCCAGCAUGUGGUUGCCGUGGAGGCUUACACUCGAGAAGCAUGUCUUGUGGAUGCUUUAGGGAUCCGGACCCUGACCAACCAGAAGCAAGGACACUACUACGGAGUAGUGGCUGACUGGCCACCCACCCGGCGCCGCCGCUUGGGGGUGCAUCUGCUGCACCGUGCCCUCCUUGUCUUCCUGGCUGAGGGUGAGCGAGAGCUACGGCCCCAGGACAUCCAGGCCCGUGGCCGAGCACUGGGGAAUUGGCUAUCCAGCCUUGGUAGAGAUCAGGGUGUCUGAAUGUUCCAGCUGCCCUGUACUGAGAGCAGCCCAUCUCCUGCUCCAGAAGGCUGGUGGGGGAACACCAGGCCAGAUGUCCCCCGGAACAGAGGAAAGACUUUUAUUACAUAUUGGAACUGCUGGAGAGGUAGUGACCUCCCUGUCAUGGGAUGAGAAUAAGGGUAUGUGGGGGGAGAAACAUACAUUUGGAACAUUCUGGUGCUUUGAAACAUGCCAGUGCUUUGGUAGUUUGAUUCUAUCUGGGCUUAUCUCCCAGACACAGGGGACCCAAAAUGUAGGCUGGCCUGAGGGCUUCCCCAGCCACCCAGCUCAAGAAGGGACUCUGCCCAGCUCAAGAGUCAGGCUUGGAGUUCCUGUUGUGGCACAGCGGGUUAAGACCACAGCGUAGUGUCUGUGAGGAUGCAGGUUUGAUCCCCAGCCUCACUCAGUGGGUUAAGGAUCCAGCGUUGCUGCAAGUUGUGGCAUAGGUCACAGAUGUGGCUCAGAUCUGGUGUUUCCACAGCUGUGGUUUAGGCUGGCAGUGCAGCUCCAGUUCGACCCCUGGCCCAAGAACUUCUGAAUGCCUCAGGCGUGGCAUUAAAAACAGCAACAACAACCAAAAAAAGGCAGGUUUUGCUGCUUCCCAGCUGUGUGGAACCUCGGACCAGUAAUUUCUCUGAGGCUUAGAGUCCUCAGUUGUACCCAAUGGGGAAAGCAGGAGGUUCCACCUUAGGAGGUCACUGAGGGAAUCAGAGUACACCAAGUCAUGGGGUAAAGUGUUUGGCUCAGGCCCUACAGCCCAGGUGGAAAGUCACUAGGGGUAUGGCGCCAGAAUGUUGUCGAGGGACCGACUGUGCAUGGUGAGGGUGGGCAGAGCUGGGGAGGUGGUCAUGGUGUGGUGUGAGACACCAGCCCUCCUUGGGAUGACUGUGUGGAGCUUCCUGGCAUUGCUUCUCUGAACCAGUUUUUUUGUUUUGUUUUGGUUUGGUUUUUUUUUCGCUAUAAAAUGGGGCUCACUAACUCCGACUUCAUGCAGAGAGCUUCAGUAAAUGUUAAGCGGCUAUCUGGUG